AAAAUCUGCAAUAAAUGGAAAUCAGCAUAAAAAAGACAAUUCUGAACAUCGAUCAGACGAUAGGGAUUUGUGUUGCCAAAAAUGAAACAAAAAUUUAAUAACAAAUCUUGAAUUGGAGAAUCGUCAGUCACCACAGCAACAAUUACACUACAUACUACGCUUAUAAAAAAAAUCUCAAAACUUUAAACGAAUCUAAGGAGGCAAACACUUUUUAUUUUACUUAUCAAAUUCGAACAUAUAUCAUUUCAAAUAUUUUUUCAAAACAAAAAAUAUACUUCAAAAAAUCUAGCUUGUAUUUUUUAAAGCAUUUUAAACGCGAUAAACUCUAUCAAAACCUAAUUGAUUGCUAAAAGUAACCAAAUUCAUAGAGCAUCUUUUAAACGGCAAAAUGCAUAUGGAAAUCCAAGUUGCUUUGAACUUCGUUAUUUCGUAUUUAUAUAAUAAACUGCCAAGGCGUCGUGUCAAUAUCUUUGGCGAAGAGCUAGAAAAGGCUUUGAAGGACAAAUUUCAGGGACACUGGUAUCCUGAAAAACCUUACAAGGGUUCUGCAUUUCGUUGUCUUAAGACAGGCGAUCCAAUUGAUCCAGUUUUAGAACGUGCUGCACGUGAAAGUGGUGUACCCAUAACAGACAUACUUGAAAAUCUUCCUAAUGAACUAUCAGUUUGGGUUGAUCCUGGUGAGGUUUCUUAUCGUAUCGGCGAAAAAGGAGCUGUGAAGAUACUAUUUUCUGAAAACAACGACAAUCACGAGGAUAACUCAUCAGCCGACCGUGAAGUUAAUAAAACCUUUAAUCCGGAAGCACAAUGUUUCCGGCCAAUUGAUGCUAUUAACACUAGUUUGAAUAGCUUAAACUUAAGUCCUAAAACUUCUCCACAGUCAGGCUCUUCACCACACUCGGCUUCGUCAACUUCACCAACAUACAAGGGCAGCCCAAAUCCCUUAGCAGCCUCCAAUGGUUCAUUUAUACAACGUAGCCAAGCGCCGUUGACUUUUACUACGGCCACAUUUGCACAAACUAAGUUUGGAAGUACCAAAUUGAAGACGAGCUCAAAACGUUCCAACAGUAGCUCUUAUCGUAUGUCACCAACUGAAUUUUCCAAUUAUAUCAAACAACGUGCCAUGCAACAACAGCUGCAUCACGGACAUGGUCCAGCAACAGCCCCACCACAUCCUACUAAUCACUUUGGCGCUAUUGGCCACGUAUCACCGGCACGCUCGCUUUCACCGAAUCCACUGUCACUUGGUCUGGCUCAGAAUGAGAAUCCUUUCUAUUUCCCCAGCAUGGUUGGUAUGUAUCCACAGUUUAAUGCUCCACGUAAUAUUUUUGAAGCGGCACACUUUCAUCCCGAAGCAAAUAACUUGUAUAAUGCAACAAAUCAAAGUAAAUUCAAUACUUACCUGGAUCCUCAUGGCUUUUACGGUUUGAAUGGUUUAAGUGGUAACCAUAUUCAACCUCAACAUAUAUCACAAGUAACCCAACAAUCACAAGUGAUAACCAAUCAACAUAAUGGCCAAAACAAGGUACUCAUCAAUGGCAGUAACUCAAACGAAAUGAUCAACAAACUAGAGGGAGUAAUAAGCAACACUCCAAUGAAAAGCAAUGCUACUGCAAUUACGGUGACAGUCACAACUGGCAGUACAGACACAUCUCAGCAAAAUAACACUGCAACUGUCCCAACAUCAGCUCCGACUCCUACAUCAGUCGUUAACAAUUCCAACGCAUCAGCAAAUGCCGUUGCCGCAGCCAUAACUGCUGCUGCCAACAAUCAAGACACGAGCUCCGCAGCUGCUAACGCCAAUACCAAGUCAAUGAUGGAAGGGCUUAACUCAUUCUAUAGCAAUGCAACUGGUGGCUCCUAUCAACAACUUUUAGUUGCCAACUAGAUUUUAAAAUGCUAAACUUUUUAUCGCUUACAUUUUUAUACCAUUUUCAAAAUUCAAAAGAAUAACUAAUUUAAUUUUAUAAUUAAAUUAGUGGCGAGUACACUUUUUAUAAAUGUGAACAAAAUACAAAAUAUUUUUUUAACUGCAUAAUGAAAUCACAAGAAAAUGAUUAUAUUUUUUUUAAACACUUAUACUUAGCCUAACUAACUUUAAUCCCUCAAUUUGUAAACUAAAUAUAAACGGAAUAAAUAAAUUU
Teleopsis dalmanni is the source of this 2141-nucleotide messenger RNA. RefSeq names its product protein Tob1 (gene Tob). The transcript has 5 exons. Bases 389 to 1885 code for a protein of 498 amino acids. Lineage: Eukaryota; Metazoa; Arthropoda; Insecta; Diptera; Diopsidae. Gene Ontology annotation, molecular function: transcription corepressor activity. Gene Ontology annotation, biological process: regulation of gene expression. The record is from RefSeq and is a predicted model, not a curated record. Gene Ontology annotation, cellular component: nucleus; cytoplasm.